CUGAAGGCAAAUUUGACAGUAGAAAUCGUAGAAUUUAAGAAGAACUGAAAACAUUUUUGUUGAAUUCUUUAAACCACUUGCUUGAAAUGCCUAGAAUAACAGGCGUAAAGUCACUCCUAACAUUUACUUUGAUCUUUGUUGUAUGAUAUUUGGCUAGAAACUAUUGGAUCUAAAGAAAUAUCAGAGCCGAAUACGAGCAGCAUCAAUCUCUUAGUUCUAAUACCUAACUAUAGAAGAGAUGUUAAGGGUUGUAAAGAACUUGUUUAUUGAUCUUUAAUUUGAGUAAGUUCUGUCUCAGCAUAUGAUGGAAGAACAUCUGCGUCAGCUGUGUUACGUACACAUUAGAUAAUGUGAGCUGUGUAUCUGGUCACAAGAUCUCCUCAUCAGUGCCCAAUAGUGCCCCACAACCACUAGAAAGUUGCCAGUACUUUGACUGAGAACGAUUCCGCAUUGAUUAUAUGGAACCAAAUUUCCUUUAACACUCCGAGUGCGAGAAACGAGUGCAUUAUCUUAUCCUCCCACGAGUGUUCGUUUAUACUUCAUCCAAUAAAAAGAACAAACAAGUUAUAAAUAUAAAAGCAAUAAAUGCAUAGCGAAACUCGGCAAUGAACUGGUUUCUUAGUGGUCUCAAGUCAACUCGAGGAAAGGAGAAAAAAGAAAAAGAAAACAUUAUGCUCCAGAAGAUGUCACCUUCUUACAACUUCACGGCUGUCCACAUGUUGUGAUCAUCAAUCUCCACUUCUUUCAUCUUUGAAUUUUGCUCCUCACUCCUGCCAAGCUUAUUUUUCAGGUUUAUGUUCUAAAUUUCACUGUUUACCUUGAUACAUUUAUCCAGCAGAGCCAACAAAUGAGGAUCAAAGUCGGAUCGUUUCGUUAGAGAAGGGAAUAAAUGGUUGACCUUCAAAUGUUUUAACUUGGCGAUGUCCCCGGGUAAUCGUCGGUCCGCAAGACGUUAAUGCUGCAGGACGUUUUUGACGGAAUAUGAUUUCAUCGUCAUUGGAGCCGGGUCUGCUGGUGCGGUGGUGGCCAACCGGCUCAGCGAAGUGUCGGAUUGGAACGUUUUGCUGCUGGAGGCAGGUGGAGAUGAGCCAAUGGCUGCCGAUAUUCCUGGAACCGCUGCUUUCCUCCAACGAAGCAACGUUGAUUGGAAUUACAAGACCGUUCCUCAAACUCAAGCCUGUCUUUCCAUCGAAGGCCAUAGGUGUUUAUGGCCAAGAGGCAAAGUUCUCGGUGGUUCGUCCGUCCUCAAUUACAUGAUGUACAUUAGAGGCAACAAAAAAGACUAUGACGAAUGGAGUAAGGAGAAUCCUGGAUGGUCCUACGACGAUGUAUUGCCGUAUUUCAUCAAGUCGGAAGACAACCGCAACCCGUACGUAGCGGCCAAUACAAAAUAUCACGGAACGGGUGGCUAUUUGACAGUCCAAGAGCCACCGUACAAGACGCCAUUGGUCACCGCUUUCAUUGAAGGAGGCGUCGAGAUGGGAUACCAACAUCUUGAUCCUAACGCGCAUCAGCAAAUAGGUUUCUCCAGUGUGCAAGGAACGAUUCGCAGGGGAGCGCGAUGCUCAACGGCCAAAGCAUUUCUUCGACCGGUGCGCAAACGCUCGAAUCUUCACAUUUCAAUGCAUUCGCAUGUCCAUAAGAUCAUCAUCGACCCGGUAACCAAGCAGACGACUGCUGUCCGCUUCGAAAAGAAAGGCAAAAUUUACCAAAUCAAAGUUAACAAGGAAGUCGUCGUCUCGGCUGGAGCCAUCAACAGUCCGCAAGUGUUGAUGUUGAGCGGAGUGGGUCUAGCAGAUCAUCUGAAAUCAUUCGGUAUUCCUCUGAUUGCCGACUUGGCUGUCGGCGACAAUCUUCAAGACCACCCUGAAAUUAUGGGCAUGGUCUUUAACGUCGACAAGCCUUACGGGAUGAUGGAAACACGGUACUAUAAUUUACCAACGAUUCUCAAUUAUACCCUCAACUCCAAUGGGCCCAUGUCGAUGUUGGGCGGAUGCGAGGGUCUUGGUUGGAUUAAAUCCAAAUACGCACCAACUGACGACGAUGAUUGGCCGGAUCUCGGACUCACUUUUCUCUCCGGAACUGCCGCAUCCGAAAGCGGCGGAAUCCUGCGUCACAACUUUGGUUUCACUGAUGAAAUUUGGGAUAGCUAUUUCAAGCCGUUAGUCAAUACGGACAUGUUGCAGUUUCAUCUUUGGCUACUUCGCCCUCUGUCGAGGGGAACCAUACGGUUGUCUUCAUCCGAUCCUUACGCUCCUCCUCUGAUCGAUCCAAAAUAUUUCAGCGAAACAGCGGAUAUGGACACUAUCAUCGAGUCUUUGAAAUUCGCCUUAGCUUUGGUCAAAACAACAGCGUUCAAAAAAUUGGGGACAAAAUUCUACGAUAAGAUAUUCCCAGGCUGUGAAGGCUUCACCCCGUGGACGGAUGAUUAUUGGCGCUGUUUCGUCCGUUACACUUCGUCCACCGGAUACCAUCCGUCUGGAUCGUGCAAGAUGGGCCCGUCCACAGAUACAAAGGCUGUCGUCGAUCAUCAAUUGAAAGUUCAUGGGAUCAAGGGUUUGAGAGUGGCUGACUGUUCCAUCAUGCCAGUGAUAGUGUCGGGCAAUACUAACGCUCCAGCGAUUAUGAUUGGAGAGAAAGUCUCGGACAUGAUUAAAAAUUCUUGGUUGAAAAUAAAAAAGGAAAAGAAGGAAGAUGUUUCUCAGCUCAAAGAAGAGACUUUGCUUGUUGAAGAAAAUGAAAAAGAGAAGCAACAUUAACACUAUUUAUUUUAUGAUCGGGUUACCAUACAUUAUCAUAAAUUAUCUCGUAAUAAAUUAUUAUAAUUUUCUA
Daphnia pulex (common water flea) is the source of this 2832-nucleotide messenger RNA. Its product is annotated as glucose dehydrogenase [FAD, quinone]-like. Bases 1092 to 2759 code for a protein of 555 amino acids. NCBI's taxonomy places the organism in Eukaryota, Metazoa, Arthropoda, Branchiopoda, Diplostraca, Daphniidae. Gene Ontology annotation, molecular function: oxidoreductase activity, acting on CH-OH group of donors; flavin adenine dinucleotide binding. The record is from RefSeq and is a predicted model, not a curated record. The transcript has 11 exons.